CCUGGACUCCAGAGACGGAGCUGGACCUUGGGAAGGUUGAAAAAGCUCCUUGAACAAGAAAAGGCUUACCAAGCCCGCAAAGAAAAGGAAAAUGCUAAGCGUCUCAAUAAACUAAGAGAUGAGCUUGUCAAACUCAAGUCCUUUGCACUCAUGCUGGUGGAUGAAAGACAAAUGCACAUUGAACAACUUGGCCUGCAAAGCCAGAAGGUACAGGAUCUUACUCAGAAACUGAGGGAAGAAGAAGAAAAGCUCAAAGCCAUUACUUCCAAAUCCAAAGAAGACAGACAGAAACUGCUCAAGUUAGAAGUGGACUUUGAACACAAGGCUUCUAGGUUUUCUCAAGAGCAUGAAGAGAUGAAUGCUAAAUUGGCUAACCAAGAGUCUCACAACAGGCAACUUAGACUGAAGCUGGUUGGCUUAUCUCAAAGAAUUGAGGAGCUAGAAGAGACCAAUAAAAAUCUUCAAAAGGCAGAGGAAGAACUUCAGGAAUUGAGAGAUAAAAUUGCCAAAGGGGAAUGUGGAAACUCCAGCCUCAUGGCAGAAGUGGAAAAUCUCCGAAAGCGUGUGCUGGAAAUGGAGGGUAAAGAUGAAGAGAUCACGAAAACUGAAUCCCAAUGCAGGGAACUGAGGAAGAAACUGCAAGAGGAAGAACACCAUAGUAAGGAGCUCAAACUUGAAGUUGAGAAGUUACAGAAGAGAAUGUCUGAACUAGAGAAACUGGAAGAAGCAUUUAGCAAAAGUAAAUCUGAAUGCUCCCAGCUACACUUAAAUCUGGAGAAAGAAAAGAAUUUAACUAAAGACCUGCUAAAUGAAUUGGAGGUAGUUAAAAGUCGAGUUAAAGAACUUGAGUGUUCUGAAAGUAGACUGGAAAAGGCAGAAUUGAGCCUCAAAGAUGAUCUCACAAAGCUGAAGUCAUUUACAGUGAUGCUGGUUGAUGAAAGGAAAAAUAUGAUGGAAAAAAUAAAGCAAGAAGAGAGAAAAGUGGAUGGACUCAAUAAAAAUUUUAAGGUGGAACAAGGCAAAGUUAUGGAUGUAACUGAAAAAUUAAUCGAAGAAAGUAAGAAACUUUUAAAACUGAAAUCUGAAAUGGAGGAAAAGGUGUACACUUUGACAAAGGAGAGAGAUGAGUUGAUAGGUAAACUGAAAAGUGAAGAAGAAAAAUCCUCUGAAUUAAGCUGCAGCGUUGAUUUGUUAAAGAAGAGACUUGAUGGUAUGGAAGAAGUGGAAAGAGAAAUAACAAGAGGAAGGUCUCGAAAAGGACCUGAGCUCACCUGCCCAGAAGAUAAUAAGAUUAAGGAACUAACCCUUGAAAUUGAGAGGCUGAAGAAGCGUCUCCAACAGUUGGAAGUAGUGGAAGGGGAUUUGAUGAAGACAGAGGAUGAAUAUGAUCAGUUGGAGCAGAAAUUCAGAACUGAGCAGGAUAAAGCUAACUUCCUCUCUCAGCAGUUAGAGGAGAUCAAGCACCAAAUUGCCAAGAACAAAGCAAUAGAGAAAGGGGAGGCUGUGAGCCAGGAAGCUGAGCUGAGACACCGAUUUCGAUUGGAAGAGGCUAAGAGUAGAGAUUUAAAAGCCGAGGUACAAGCUCUCAAAGAGAAAAUUCACGAGUUAAUGAACAAAGAAGAUCAGCUUUCUCAGCUCCAAGUAGAUUAUUCAGUCCUUCAACAAAGAUUUAUGGAAGAAGAAAAUAAGAACAAAAACAUGGGGCAGGAGGUCCUCAAUCUGACCAAAGAGUUGGAGCUUUCUAAGCGGUACAGCCGUGCUCUCAGACCCAGCGUGAAUGGGAGAAGAAUGGUGGAUGUGCCUGUGACAUCCACCGGGGUGCAGACAGAGGCCGUGGGCAGCGAGGCAGCUGAGGAAGAAACGCCGGCAGUAUUCAUAAGAAAAUCCUUCCAAGAAGAAAAUCACAUCAUGAGCAAUCUUCGACAGGUAGGACUGAAAAAGCCCAUGGAACGAUCCUCUGUCCUAGACAGGUAUCCUCCAGCAGCAAAUGAGCUCACUAUGAGAAAGUCAUGGAUUCCGUGGAUGAGAAAAAGGGAAAACGGCCCAUCAAUCACGCAGGAGAAAGGGCCUCGAACAAAUUCCAGUUCCGGGCACCCAGGAGAACUAGUUCUUUCACCAAAGCAGGGCCAGCCCUUGCAUAUCCGAGUGACACCAGACCACGAGAACAGUACUGCCACUUUGGAGAUAACCAGCCCCACAUCUGAAGAAUUUUUUUCUAGUACCACCGUCAUUCCUACAUUAGGGAAUCAGAAACCAAGGAUAACCAUUAUUCCAUCACCAAAUGUUAUGUCUCAAAAAACAAAAAGUGCAGAACCUACUCUUGGCCCAGAACGAGCCAUGUCCCCAGUCACAAUUACUACGUUUUCCAGAGAGAAAACCCCAGAAAGUGGAAGAGGCACGUUUGCAGACAGGCCCACGUCCCCCAUUCAGAUAAUGACAGUGUCUACUUCUGCAGCGCCAGCCGAAAUUGCAGUUUCUCCAGAAUCCCAGGAAAUGCCCAUGGGAAGGACAAUCCUCAAAGUCACCCCGGAAAAACAGACUGUUCCACCUCCAGUACGAAAAUACAAUUCCAAUGCCAAUAUCAUAACCACGGAAGACAAUAAGAUUCACAUUCACUUAGGUUCCCAGUUUAAACGAUCCCCUGGGACUUCAGCUGAAGGAGCUAGUCCAGUUAUUACUGUUCGGCCAGUCAACGUGACAGCUGAAAAGGAGAUUUCCACUGGCACUGUCCUUCGCUCUCCCAGGAACCAUCUCUCUUCACGACCUGGUGCGAGCAAAGUGACCAGCACCAUCACCAUAACACCAGUCACAACUUCAUCCACUCGAGGAACCCAGUCAGUGUCAGGACAAGAUGGGUCAUCCCAGCGGCCUACACCUACCCGCAUUCCUAUGUCAAAAGAAAGCAUCAUCAUUCACCAGUUACGUAUGAACUCCAGAUGAGAUGGUAAACCAAGCACAUACUGGGUGUGUGUACUUCCUCUGAAUCCCUGUUGAAUGGAUAUUUCUGCAGCUCUCUGUUAUUACUAAGGUCCUCCAUGCUACUGAUCACAACUGGAAAUAUCUUACUACUUCCAGUGAUUUUUUUUUUUUGAGGAUAUAAUGGAAAAGCUAAAAACAGCCUUGCUGAAAAUAUAUAGUAAGAGCAAGUGAAUUUUUGUGCCAAAAGAAAUUUCCUUUUGGGAAGCUUUCAGGUCCAUGGGCACAUACUAUGUAAUUUAUUUUUAUAAUACAUUUUGUAACAUGAUUUUUUUCCCUAAAGUGUUUCUUUUUUCAUAGUCUAUGGCACAUAUAUCUGUAGAAUACACUGUUAGUUCUUUAAAGUAUUGGUGU
This is a messenger RNA of Urocitellus parryii (Arctic ground squirrel), 3330 nucleotides long. The record is from RefSeq and is a predicted model, not a curated record. Lineage: Eukaryota; Metazoa; Chordata; Mammalia; Rodentia; Sciuridae.